AUGUCCUUAGGCCUCCGUGUGACAAACAUCCAUGACGAAAUGGACCAGAUGGAACAGAACAUAGUCCGAGCUGUUGGGAGAGCCCUUGCAGAUUCAAAUGCGGAAUCUGCACGAGUUGCGGCAGAUACCAUCGACCGACUCAUUCGCAUGAAGUAUAUCGAAGAAAGGGGAAAUGGGAAUGCAGAAGACCUUGAGACCUUCCUCUGGCAGCUGUGGGAUAUUGUCAUCCAAGGCGCCCGCGAGAUUCUCCAUGACCACCCCCUUCAAGACAGGCUCGUGGAGCUAGUCAGUGCUUUGACAGAGAUACCCCCAGUGACCGUGGAGCUUUGGGAGUCGAAAACGUGUCUCUGGACCGAUUUACCGCUCCUAGGGCCCAGUAUGAGAGAGGCAUGGAUCUCACCAACACACAACAAUAGCAGACCCACGAGCGAGGAGGCAGUGGAGUGGAUCAACCUUAACGCCUUUGCUGCCAGGCUCCUAAAUCUUGAUGCGAUCUCGUGGACUGAAUUUGCAGUUUGGGAACUUCGAGUAGCGCUAGAAGAACCGUGUGAGGGGCAGGCUCUCGAGUGCAACGUAGUUGUGGCAAUGGUGUGGAUCAAGCAUGCCGGUCAUAUUCUCUAUGCCCUUGCUGUCAGUACGGGCGAAGACACCGACAUCCUCGAAGCUGCCAACGGUCUAUUUUAUGAGGGGAGGAGUAUGUUGUGUCUAGAACGUUGGGAAUUCUGGAAGCGGCGGUUUAGUGAACUAAGUGGACAUCUUGAGGGUAAUGCAUACCAAGUAGCUUUCGAAGCAGGGAAAGAGAUGGAAGCAAUCGAACGGUCGCACAAAGGAUAG
Aspergillus oryzae RIB40 is the source of this 834-nucleotide messenger RNA. Its product is annotated as DUF3632 domain-containing protein. Bases 1 to 834 code for a protein of 277 amino acids. The transcript has 3 exons. NCBI's taxonomy places the organism in Eukaryota, Fungi, Ascomycota, Eurotiomycetes, Eurotiales, Aspergillaceae. The record is from RefSeq and is a predicted model, not a curated record.